UUUCUGCUGUUUCUCAGUCAAUUUUUAGAGGUAAAAUGAACCACAUGAAAGCAACAAUGGCAAGAAAAGCUGUGGUAAUCUUCAUCAAGGUUGUAUGGCUCGCUAGUUUGAUUGUAUUUCAUGCUUAUGGUGAGACUGCAAAGAUGGGUAGCUUUCCAGUGACACAGAGUCCUUACUGUGACAAGAUUAAACAAAUGCAAGGGCUCAAGGUUUCACUUUUCCGCCGUGAUUUGCUUUCUAUUUCACCAAUUUCCGUUUCGCCCUCACCAAGCUAUAACCCCACGAUGUUAUCAAAAUCACGAAUUUAUCGUGUAACUGACUAUGGUGCAGAUCCUAGUGGAAAAUCAGAUAGCACAGAUGCACUCCUCAAGGCAAUUUCUGAUGCUUUUCAACCUCCAAGUGACCGAAUACUGAUGCAGGGGAUCAGUGAUCUUGGUGGUGCAGAAGUGUUCUUUGAAGGAGGCUCUUACAUGAUAAGUAGGCCUUUGCAACUGCCAUCCACUGGUGGCGGAAACCUCUUGAUUCAUGGGGGAUCAUUGCAAGCCUCCAAUGAUUUUCUGGUAGACCGGUAUUUGAUAGAGCUAUCUACAUCUUCAGCUGCUGAAGAGAAACAUGAAAAACACAAUUCCAUGGAAGAGAAGCUUUCCUCAUCAACCUAUAGUUAUGAAUAUAUAACUCUCAAAGAUCUAUUAUUUGACUCCAACUACAGAGGAGGUGGCAUUUCAGUCAUCAACUCACUUAGAACUACAAUAGAUAACUGCUACAUCACUCAUUUCACAUCCAAUGGGGUCUUGGUUAAAGGUGGCCAUGAGACCUACAUUAGAAAUUCGUUCCUCGGCCAACACAUAACCGCCGGUGGUGACCCCGGCGAGAGGAACUUCUCCGGCACUGCAAUCAGCCUAAUGGGAAAUGACAAUGCUGUCACAGAUGUUGUCAUCUUUUCUGCUGCCACUGGAAUAUUAGUAUCUGGUCAGGCUAAUACUCUCUCCGGGAUACAUUGCUACAACAAGGCUACUGGUUUUGGUGGAACUGGCAUUUAUCUACAACUACCCGGCUUGACACAAACCCGAAUCGUAAAUUCUUACAUGGAUUACACCGGUAUUGUCGCAGAGGAUCCAGUGCAAUUACAUGUCUCAAACUCAUUCUUCCUUGGAGAUGCUUUUGUUCUUUUCAAAUCCAUAAAGGGUGUGGUGAGAGGUGUAAAUAUUGUUGAUAACAUGUUCUCAGGAAGCGGUACCGGGGUGGACAUUGUUCAGUUAGAUCAAUCGAAUGGGCCUUUCACAACCAUCGAUCAAGUUGUGAUUGACCGGAACAAUGUAAAUGGGAUGACAUUAAGGGCAACUGUUGCAAGAGGAUUGAAACAGGGGAAUGGAAGCUCAUGGGACAUUGAUUUCAAUCAGGUUCUACUAUUUCCUAACCUCAUAAAGAGUGUAUUAUACACAUUAAGCACAAGCGAUUCGUUCCCUAACCACUCCUUGCGGAAUGUGUCUGGGAACCAUGUUGUGGUUGAAUCAGAUGCGUCAGUAACUGCUAGUAUCUAUGUUAUGGUGGAUCAAAGUCCCGUAAGUACUGGAUGACCUGCUCUGUUGAAGAAGAGAAAGGGGACAGAAAGGGGUGAAUUAAAGCAGUGGAGGAUUCUUACAUCUUACAACAUUUAGUAGCUAAUCAUGAAUUCCUAAAUUUUU
Telopea speciosissima is the source of this 1685-nucleotide messenger RNA. Its product is annotated as polygalacturonase QRT3-like. The transcript has 3 exons. Lineage: Eukaryota; Viridiplantae; Streptophyta; Magnoliopsida; Proteales; Proteaceae. The record is from RefSeq and is a predicted model, not a curated record. Gene Ontology annotation, molecular function: polygalacturonase activity. Bases 36 to 1577 code for a protein of 513 amino acids.